Messenger RNA from Belonocnema kinseyi, 3421 nucleotides. Its product is annotated as zinc finger BED domain-containing protein 1-like. The transcript is spliced from 5 exons. NCBI's taxonomy places the organism in Eukaryota, Metazoa, Arthropoda, Insecta, Hymenoptera, Cynipidae. Gene Ontology annotation, molecular function: DNA binding; protein dimerization activity. The coding region runs from base 487 to 2673 and encodes 728 amino acids. The record is from RefSeq and is a predicted model, not a curated record.
AAAGGGCUAAAAAUCAAGAGAAAAUCAAAAAAAUUUGAAUUACGGAAACGUUUGUCAGCGUCGAGAAAACCGGAACUUGUUUUAUUUUGCGGAUGCUAAUUGGUCCCGGAGUUCGGGUGCCAUCGCGAUAUAUCUUCCGGCAUUUUCGGUCAACAUCGCAAAGUCGAUACCGUUGAUGGUCGAUAGAACGCAUCGUUCUCAAUCGUUCUGUGAAAUUCAAGUUCGAUACUUGUAUAAAAUAAUUUUUUGAUCGACAAACAAACCGCUUUCCUAGUAUCUGAAUUGCCGGCAGUAAAUUUUGGAAGAUUCGAAAAAACGUACGGGAAAUUAAGUGAUUUGAGUUGAUUGCUUCUUAAAUCGUGGAGCCAGGAUCCUCCAUUUUGUAGAAAUGAGAAAAUAUUAGCCUCGCAAAAAAAAGCGGUGAUUUUGUUCAAGUUUUGGGGAAAAAACAAAAAGCCGGCAAUGAAGAAUUUGGUUUAAAAAAGAAUGGCCGGUAAAAUUAAACGAGCUAGAGUUUUGAAUGGUGAUAUCGUCGAAGAGGACGAGGAAAGUAACGAAGUGAAUGAAGCAAUAUCGAAACUGAUGGAGGAAAAACAUGUUUACACGUACAAGAAGCUCGUGGUGCCGAUGUCCAUGCGGAGCAUCUACUGGAAAUUUUUUGGAUUUCCAGCCACCGACGAUGGCAACAUUCUCACUAAAGUGAAGAUUGUUUGCAUUUUGUGCAAGACUCAAAUUGCGUACAAUCGUAACACGAGUAAUCUGAGGAUGCACCUUCAAAAUAAACACGCCCAAGAGCUUGUCGAAUUGGAAGCCACAAAUCCGCCCCGAAAACCAAUUAUUUCCCAGGAAGCCAAGGACCGACGAGCUCAAAAAAGACUGUUAAAGGCAGGAUUGGCCGCUGCUCAACACAUUUAUACAACAAGUGCCGAUGGCACAAUCCAGGUUGAUAGUGGACUUCAAUUUGUCACCGAUCCCAACGUAAGUCUGACAAGCAUAGAAGAAGAUAUCAAUAUCGGCCAGCCUCUCAGGGUCAUGAUAAAAAAUCCCACCAAUACCUCCACGCAAAAUUUAGCCUUUCUCAUGUCCGAGGAAAUUCCCGCCCAGCACAAUGUCAUGGAGGGAAAAUCGGCAAUUCUCGAUGCAAUUGCCGAAUUUGUCAUCAUCGAUCUGCAACUUCCGGAAGUGGUUGAAGGUCGUGGAUUUCAAAAACUUGUCGCCACUCUGAGAUCGCCCUGCGAAAUACCCAGUAAGAACAAACUCGAGGAGGACAUUAUACCAAAGAUUUACGAGCAUUAUAAGGACUCGAUUGUGCACAAUUUGUCGCUUUUGAACACGGAAGUCGGUCUCACGGUCGAGGAAUGGAAAUCGAAUACCGAGGAGAGCUAUGUCACGUUCUCGAUUUAUUAUCAGCAUCCGGGCGAGAUUUCUCUGGACUUUAAAGUCCUUUGUACGAUGCACGCACCGGAGGAUUGGGAGGAGGCGCAUUGGGGAACGGCUCUGGAUUCGCUAUUGGCCGAGUGGGAUUUGAGAAUUGAUAAAAUUACGGCGGUUGUCGUUGCUACCUCGAAAAGUGGAUUGCUCUCGGCUUUAGUCACGAGAGGAUUGUCUUUAGUUCCUUGUCUACUCUACACUUUGCAUGUUUGUGCGAAUGCCUGCUUUGGCGAUCCCGAUGUGGCAAUGAUUCUUUCCAAGUGUCGAGUUAUCAUUGGAGCGAUUAUUGGACAUCCUAGUGCCUGUGUUACCAUGACGAUGCAGGAACAACUGCUCGAGUUGGAAGAUAGCCCUUUGAUGAUGGAUUACCCGGAAGUGUGGAUCUCAACCUACAAUAUGCUCGAGCAAUUGGUGCUUCGGCGCAGUAUUGUGUCUUCAAUUCUUGAGGGUAUUGAUAGAAUCGACCAGGAACUGAUCGAUCUUGCCCCAGACGAAUGGAAAGUGAUCGAGGAUCUCGUAACUGUCCUCGAGCCAUUCAAAGUCACAAUCAUGACUCUCAGCGAGGAGAAAAUGCCACUCUGUUCUCUCCUAAAACCGCUUCUUUGGCAAUUGGUUUCUUCUCAUCUGAAAACCAAAGAUACGGAUAGCGGCACUGCUAAGAAUUUUAAAGAGAGUUUGUCGGAAAUGCUUUACGAGCGUUAUGCCGAUCCUAAUGUUACCCUUCUUCUGCAAAUUGCGACAACACUUGAUCCAAGAUUUAAACAAUUGCCUUAUGCGACGGAGGAAGAUAAAACUUUGGUUGCAGCGCCUAUUAAAGAAAUGCUGACGAAGCUGAUUCAAGAGGAAAGUGGAAAUCAAGGGGCAUCUAAAGUGGAUGAAAGUCCAGACAGGAAGAAGGGGCGAAUGACAAGGAUGGAAAAAUUGCUCGGAGAACAAUUCAGCAGUCCGAAACAUCGAAUGCCAGCAGAAGAGAAGGCAGAUUUGCAAUUAACUCAGUACCAAUCGGAAGCGACGGCCGCUCUUGAUCAUUGUCCUCUACAAUGGUGGUCCAAUAACGCCGCAAAAUGUCCUCAUUUGGCAAGAUUGGCCCAAAAAUAUAAUUGCGUUCCAGCCUGUUGUGCACCUCCAUGUCGAAUUCCAGCUGAAGCACAAAUUCUUUACGACACAAAACGUGCCGCUCUACCUCCCCAUCUAGUGGACAAAAUACUUUUCCUAAAUGCAAAUUACUCCCUACCAGAAUAAUAUGCAAUUUUUUAUAUUUUUUUCUAUUUUUCAAAUCUAUCGAAUCGAGCAAGGAAUGUGUAAAUCGCCGAAGAAAAUCGAAUUUAGGUGUAGAAGACUAUUUUUGUUAUUUUUUUUUUUUAUUGAGCUAUUCUUUUGCUGUUUACAUAUUCGCUUGGUCUUUCUGACGAAUUGCAAAAAAAUCAUUUCUUUAUAGCACAGAAUUUGCUUAUGAAACUCGAUAUGUUUUAAUAUCGCUGAACUAAUUAUUUUGUUAGAAAGUGAGAAAAUGGUCAGUUCUGAGGUAGAAAAUAUUUUCUACUAAAAUAAAGCUCUAUGUACAUAUAUAUAUGAUAAAAAAAAAGUAUUUUUGAAAAGUGCGAGAGUUAGUUUUAAAAUUGUUUAUGUGCGGAAUUCAUGAAUUGUUGGCGCGUGUAAAAACUUUACGCAAAUAAGUGUCUGCACUUUAUUUUAUUUUGUGCAUGGAAAAUAUUUUUGUCUUGAAAUUUCUCAUAUUGUUUUUUUGCCUAGAAAUUAUGCAAUUUUGAUGAUAAGUUUUUGAAAAAGGUGGUGUUACAGUUUGUAAAUAACCGAUAUUUUUAAUACCUGAUCAUCUGUCGAAAAUCGUGUUCAUGUGGAACGAUGUGUGAAUUGCGAAUGUUUCGUUAAAUAAAAUUAGGAUCGUGAUACUGAAUGUGAUUUUGUUACUUUUUGAUAUCGCUCUAGAUUUAUGGAAUUAAAAUAGAAUUCAUUUUUUUUUAAUUGAAAA